AUGCAUCAUAAGUUUUAUUUUGCUGACAGUCUGCCAGUUUCACAUCAUCUGUCACAAGUGAACUUCAGAGAGUGUCCACCUGAUGGUACCACUCAGGCAGCGGAACACGAUGUGGAUGCCCAGUCACAGGUGUCUGAUUGUGACACCCACCCUGUCUCAUGCCCUGCACAACCAAGUAACCCCUAGGCAUGCUUCGACCCAUAUGACUCCCAGGAGGCUCAAAAUAAGGAAUUUGUGGGUUUUUCCAUACUUCCCAGCCAAGUGCACAGAAAAUAAUUGAAAAGGGGAUUUACAUUUACACUUAUGGUUGGUGGGGAGUCAGGUUUAGGAAAGUCCACCAGCCUUUUCCUGACAGACAUGUACAAGGACAGGAAUAUGUUAAAUGCUGAGGAGAGGAUCAUGAAGACUAUAGAAAUCAUCAGGCAUACAGUAGGCAUCGAGGAGAAAGGAGUCCUGCAGCUCAGUAUUGUGGACACACCAGGAUUUGGGGAUGCUGUCAACAACACAGGAAGCUGGAAGCCAGUAGUGGAUUAUAUUGACCAGCAGUUUGAGCAUAGUCUACCUAUUGAUGUGGAGUUCAUGAAGGCACUACAGAAGAAGGUCAGCAUUGUGCCUGUGCUGGCUAAAGUUGACUGCCUAACAGUACUUGAAGUAGUACAGAAAAAAAAAAGGUGUAUUCAAGAGGAGCUUGAGAGACUUCGGAUUAAAAUCUACAAGUUUCCUGAUGACUCAGAUGAAGAUGAGGAAUUCAAAUUCCAGGACCAACAGCUCAAAGACAGCAUUCCUUUUGCUGUGGUUGGCAGUAAUAUUCUAGUGGAAAGCAAAGGCAGAAGAUUUUGUGGACGCACAAAUCCCUGGGGUGUAGUGGAAGUGGAAAACCCUGCCCACUCAGACUUCCUGAAGCUGAGAAGCAUGCUGGUCCACACACAUUUGCAGGCCUUGAAGGACGUCACUCAGGAGACGCAUUACAAGAACUACCAACUCCACAACAUUACCCGCAUGGUAGUCAGAGAGAGGAAACGUAGUCCGUGUAACCAACUGAAGGAAAGGCCUCUGGUGCCUGUAGACAGUGAGAUGGAACACCACAUUUGGAAGAAAGAUGCAGAGCUGUGGCAAAUACAAGAGUUGCUGUGGCGCUUGCAGGAGCAGCUGGGGCCUGGCCAAUGA
Molecule: messenger RNA, 1167 nt
Organism: Electrophorus electricus (electric eel)
Lineage: Eukaryota; Metazoa; Chordata; Actinopteri; Gymnotiformes; Gymnotidae
Gene: septin4a
Product: septin 4a
Molecular function (GO): GTP binding
Source: RefSeq, a predicted model, not a curated record